Molecule: messenger RNA, 603 nt
Organism: Prosopis cineraria
Lineage: Eukaryota; Viridiplantae; Streptophyta; Magnoliopsida; Fabales; Fabaceae
Exons: 3
Coding region: 193-459 (88 amino acids)
Source: RefSeq, a predicted model, not a curated record
AAUUUGCUGGUUUCCUUUCUCCCUCUUGUCUGCGCUCUCUCUGUCUCUCUCUCUCUCCCUUAUCUGUGCCUGAAAUUGCUCUAAUUCAGCAAACUUCAAAGCAAUUAGGCCAAUUUAGGGCAAAUUUCUCAUAGAAAUCGCUAAGCCAAAACCCUAAGUGCAGCAAGCAGAAGCCAGCUGAAGCAUUAGAGAAUGACGCAGAAGGCUGCGCUUUUUAAAGGCCAAAAGAAGAAGAAAUCAAUCCCACCCAAUCGUCAUGGAAAAGUUGCUCAUACUCGCAAAGGGAAGAGAUUUGUGAAGCCAUCCAAGGUCACGAGGGAGAUGGAUACUGAUCGGGAGGUAAGCAAGUUCAUCAACCACUGCAAUGAGACUAAGGCUGCCACGGUUGCUCAGAAGGAUGGUGGUCAACUAAGUAUUAUUAAACCUCCAGCAGAGCCUACAGCUGGAGCAAAGAAAUAGACAUAGGAUAGUUGGGUUAACAGAAUAUUAUUUAUCUUGUGAUGAUGCUUAUUAUGAGAUCCUCUGAUGUGAAAUGGGAAAUCAAUUUUGAUUCUGUGGGUUUUCCCUUUCUUGAGAGUAUAUAUAGAAUUUAGUUUUUCCCUA